This is a messenger RNA of Lemur catta (Ring-tailed lemur), 2732 nucleotides long. It is a transcript of the gene HROB, whose product is annotated as homologous recombination factor with OB-fold. The transcript is spliced from 10 exons. The coding region runs from base 98 to 2065 and encodes 655 amino acids. Gene Ontology annotation, biological process: recombinational repair. Lineage: Eukaryota; Metazoa; Chordata; Mammalia; Primates; Lemuridae. The record is from RefSeq and is a predicted model, not a curated record.
CAACCCUUCCACCCGGGCCAAGUCCGAAGCCCUGGCGACCCCCCUGAGUCGGGGUCCGCCGGGUCAACUCACCGGCCCGAGCCCACCCGCCGUCGCCAUGGCAUGCAGUUUGCAGAAGCUGUUUGCUGUGGAAGAGGAGUUUGAAGAUGAGGAUUUCUUAUCUGCUGUGGAAGAUGCAGAGAACAAGUUUGUUGGCUCACUGCCUGUGAAUGCUGGGUGCCUGAGACCUGUCUCUUCCAGGCCACAGGAAACUGAGCAGGCACAGUCCCCCAGGUCCCCACCAUUACACCCCACUGCUCCUUCAGAGGCUUUGGGCCAGCCAGCCCUGGGACUCUGCCUCCCUGCGUCCAGCAUGCCCAGGGCCACCAGCCAUCCACCUUGCACAGGAACAGCUUCCCUAAGACCUGUGUCCACUUCCAGCAGCUUGACUGGCAUUCAGAGAGGAGCGACACUGACAGAAGCACUCAGAAAGCCAGCAAGACCCCAGUCCUCAGCCCCGCAACCCCUACUUACUUUUGAGAGCCAACAACAGUGGGUCGGUGGCUUUGAGGGGCCUGAACAAGACGAGUUUGAUAAGGUCCUAGCAAGCAUGGAGCUGGAGGGGCCAGACAUGGAGCUGGAACUUGGAGUUAGCAGUGAGGCCAUACGAAUCCUGCCUGCCCAGCAGCGGGAGGAUCCAGUAUUGGCUAAAAAGGCCCAGGUAGUUGAUCUGAGUGGAUCUUGCUGGAAGGUGCCCAUGCCUGCCACCCACGUAGCAGGUGUUAUGUCAGCCCAGGAUAAGCCUCUGGAUCCUGCUGUCCACUGUAGGACUCCACAGCUCUGCUUGAGACCUGGUGCCGUGGGUAACCCUCCUGUCCCGACUGCCUCGACCAUUCCCACUCAGCAACCCCACUGGGAAAGGUGUCCACAAGGUGCCCCCGUACGAGCACCACAGCCUCUCCAAGUUGCUGGAGGACCUGUUCGGAGCAGCCCUCAAAAUCAAUUACCCAGUCGGCGAUUUCAUUCUCCAAGUGCCUGGUUGAGUGGCAAACCUCAUCUUCCCAGACCUCGGACUCCCAGCUCAGGCUGUUCUACUCCCCCAAGGACCAGCUCCGGAUUGCUCCCUCAGGGGCACUUACAACCCCGAACUCCAGUGUUAUCUGUUGAGUCUCCUAUCAGCACCCCAAAAGGUCCCCAGGGAGCUCUGCAGACGCCCAUAGUCACCAACCACCUAGUGCAGCUGGUCACUGCUGCCAACCGGACACCCCAGCAGCCCACCCGGCCCUCCACCCGAGCCAAAACCCGCCGCUUCCCUGGCCCAGCGGGGCUCCUGCCUCACCAGCACAGUGGGAAAAAUCUGGAGGAGAUCAUGGUUUCCACACCCCAGACUCCGACUCAUGGUGCUCUGGCUAAAUUCCGGACAGAGAUUGUUGGUAGUUCCCAGGCAUCGGUGGAGGAGGAUUUUGGGCGAGGGCCAUGGCUGGCCAUGAAAUCUGCUCUGGGCCUGGAUGAGCGAGACCCCACCUGUUUCCUCUGUACCUAUAGCAUUGUCAUGGUGCUUCGGAAGGCAGCCCUGAAGCAGCUUCCUAGAAACAAGGUCCCCAACAUGGCAGUGAUGAUCAAGUCCUUGACUCGGAGCACAAUGGACGCCAGCGUGGUUUUCAAGGACCCUACGGGAGAGAUGCAGGGGACGCUGCAUAGGUUGCUGCUGGAAACACGCCAGAAUGAGCUGAAGCCUGGCUCGGUGCUGCUGCUGAAGCAGAUUGGAGUGUUUUCUCCUUCGCUUCGAAAUCACUACCUCAAUGUGACACCCAACAACCUGGUCCACAUUUACAGCCCAGAUUCCGGGGAUGGGAACUUCAAGCCGUCUCAACCCUUCCCCAAGGAUUCAGGAAGCUUCCAUGGCAGCCUCCAGCAUGAUGUGGCUGCAAAGCCUGGGGAAGGCCACAGAACGGCACAGAAGCCAGAGGCAGGGGAAGAACUCCCAGAAGCAGAUGACCUGGACGGACUCCUGAGUGAGCUCCCUGAGGACUUCUUCUGUGGGACCAGCAGUUGGGACUGCCCCAAGGCAGGGCACCCACCAUGAGCAGGCAGCCUCUGAGCGUGCCUGGUCACGUCCAGGGGAGAGAAGAAGGCCAGCAUGAGGCAGAGCUUGGGGCUUCUGUGCUUGCUCCCUCCCCGGACGCUUUCCCUGAGAACUCCCUGAUCUCCUGUGUUCUGCGCUGCCCUCGCUUUGGGCCUUCCUUUGCCGUUGGCAGACCAGGACUCGGGCCCAGCCUGGCCCCCAGACUUCCUGUCCUCCAAGCCCUCUGGUGCAUUGUUCCUUCUCCUCCUGCCAACAGGAAAGGUGUGUCACCUUCAGUGUCACUCUCCUGCCUCAGUUUAACUUUAGAGGAUAUUGGGCCUGGUUUCCUCGUCCCUUUACUCCCUAGUUUCCAGACAGCAGAGGAGCCACACCACAGCAAUGGCGACCUGCCCUCUGGUCGGGGAAGGAACACUCAGACUUCCCUCUGCUUUGUUUCUUGAGGCCUGUAGCUGCCCAGCUGACCUGUGCCCAAGGUUCCCAGGUGGGGGGACAGGGGUUGGGGCUGUUGGACCUUGUUCUGACAUAAAGCAGCCCCUGCUUCACCUGUCUCUCCCUCCUUCCCACCCCUUGCUGCUCCUUGUCCUGUCUGCUCUGCCGCUGGUGCCUGGCCGAGCAGGGCUCAGGCAGAUGUGCUCUUUUUUCUUUUCUUUUUUUUCUUUUCAUUUCU